CAUCCGGACGCUAGACCUCAUUGAUAACAAAAAGAGAAGUAACAUGGAGAACUUGUUGAACCGAUCCUUUGUGAGGUGUGCAUGUCUUCCGCGAACAUCCAAGAGGGAUUUUUUCCAGUGAACCUCGUCCAGGCAGCUCGACCCCAGGCCUCUUUAACUGUAAGAUGGAUAGCCUCGAAUCCAGUCCUGAAUAUGGUGUCGGGAGGCUCCCGAAUCAGCGAGAUCGCUUGGAUCAACCGUCUGCCUCAUAUUCAGCUCGUCCAAUCGGCUGGAGCAAACCUCGCACAGCAGAGUCGCGUGUUCCACCCAGGUGGGGCUGGAUUCCGUCACUUGGCCGAGAGAUCCAAAGCUGGAUUACCCUCGGCUGCUGUGGUGUUUGGCAAUUCGACUGCUGGAGGCGCUUACAUUCCUGGGAUGAGCGAUUACGUCGUGAUGGUCAAGGGCAAGGCCCAGGUUUUCCUGGGAGGUCCACCACUGGUCAAGAUGGCUACAGGCGAGAUUACAGAUGCAGAGAGCCUGGGUGGAGCUGAUAUGCACAGCCGCAAAUCAGGUGUUUCUGAUCAGCUUGCCAUGGACGAGUACCAUGCAAUCUCGAUGGCCCGUGAGUUCGUCUCGGGACUAAACUGGACCAAGCAGGGCCAGCUGCCGAUCCGGCAUAUCAAGGGUCUAUUUGACCAGCCCAUGUAUGACCCUGAUGAAAUCUUGGGAAUCGUCAGCGCCAACAUCCGCAUCCCCUUUGAUGCUCUCGAGGUCAUUAUCCGCUUGGUUGAUGGUUCUCGCUUCACGCAGUUCAAGCCAUUGUAUGGACCAAAUUUGAUCUGUGGAUGGGCAACUAUUCACGGUAUUCCCGUCGGCAUUCUGGCCAACAACAAUGUCCUCUUUCCUCCCGAGGCCAACAAGGCGACACAGUUUAUCCAGCUAUGCAACAUGCGCAACACCCCGAUCCUCUAUCUCCAUAACAUCACUGGAUUCAUGGUCGGCAAGAAGUAUGAGGAGGAAGGGAUCAUCAAGGCAGGAUCUCGCUUCAUCAAUGCAGUCUCAAACUCACAGGUGCCGUGUAUCACUAUCGUCAUGGGUGCCAGUUACGGUGCAGGAAACUACGCCAUGGCCGGGCGCGCCUACAACCCCCGAUUCCUGUUUUCAUGGCCGAACAGCAAGUGCUCUGUCAUGGGCGCGGAGCAAUUGACGGGUGUGCUCGAUAUUGUGAUGCGAGAUUCGGCUAAAAAGUCGGGCAGGAUCAUUGACGAAGAGAUGGCCAAGGCCUCGAUGGGGAUGUUCCAGGCCAUGGUUGAGAACGAGUCAGACGUGUACUGGACGAGUUCACGGUGCAUUGAUGACGGAGUGAUUGAUCCCCGCGAGACACGAACCAUUCUUGGUUUCUGCCUCUCAGUCUGCUACAAUACCGAGGUGAAAGGAGGCAACCUCUAUGGCGUCUCGCGUAUGUAAUCGUACAUAGAAGUACAGAAGCACCUCGGAGAAAUCAUAAAAUAGCGACGCAAUAAUGUGUCUCUAAAUUUCGG
Molecule: messenger RNA, 1520 nt
Organism: Gamsiella multidivaricata
Lineage: Eukaryota; Fungi; Mortierellomycota; Mortierellomycetes; Mortierellales; Mortierellaceae
Product: carboxyl transferase
Exons: 6
Coding region: 82-1446 (454 amino acids)
Molecular function (GO): ligase activity
Source: RefSeq, a predicted model, not a curated record